Messenger RNA from Prunus avium (sweet cherry), 1661 nucleotides. RefSeq names its product transmembrane protein, putative (DUF677). The record is from RefSeq and is a predicted model, not a curated record. Lineage: Eukaryota; Viridiplantae; Streptophyta; Magnoliopsida; Rosales; Rosaceae.
AAGUAAAGCUUUUCCCGUUCAGUAAUUUUAAAGUUUUGAGGGGAGUACCUGUAAAUUGUAAUUGACGAGAAAUCGCGAUUCAUUCCUUCAUUCUAAUUUCUAAUAUGCUGCAAUGUCUCUCUCUGAAAUCAUCGUCGUCAACAACCUCAACCUCACCAGCUGCUGCAGCUGCGGCUCCCGAUAUCCAUUCUCAUCCUCCCCCACCUCCCCGAUCGCAAGGAGGAACGAGCUCUGAGGCCUCGCCCUCCGCCACUCUCACCCACGAGUACAGGCUCGCCGUCCAAACCCAGUCCUACAAUGAGAUUUGGUCUAGGAUUCAUGAGGUCCAAGACCACCACCACCAUGAUGAGGUGGAGGGGGACUUGGAUUCGAACUCGGAGCAUGAGAGGCAGAGGCAGCGGCUUCUUUUGGAGCAAGUGCUUCAGCCCAACCGACAGUGCGUGGAAGAGGCGCUUCGCCAAGCCAAGCCCAACUCCCUCACCCGUCUGGUCUCUGACUACUUCGACCAGAGCGAAAACACCACCCAAGUAUGCCUCAUGCUCCACCGCUACGUCUAUCGAGCGCGUGAGCUCUAUGCGCCUCUCCAUCAACUCCUCGACGUUGUACAGUCGGAGGAGGAGUCUCUGAGCCUCAACCUCAGCCAAUCCCAGUGCAGUCGGGCCUUGGAAGUCUUUCUCCAAUUCGACCGCCACGACAACCCCUUCCCUUCCCCUGACGAUUCCGACUCCCACAAUUUCGACGAUAUGCUCCGCUGCUUCUCCCAGCUCAAGCACCAGCUCGACGCCCGCCUCCGCUCCUCCCGCUCCAGAAUCCGCCUCCUUCGCCGCGCCACUCUUGCCUCCGCCCUCUGCUUCAUUGGCACUGCCCUCGGAGUCGCCGUCUCUGCCGUCGCCGUCACUGUCCAUGCCCUCACUGCCGCCCUCGUCGUUGUUGCAGGGCCGCCUUUGUGCUGCACUCCCACCGCCACUGGCAAUGGCACUGGCUCUUCUUGUUGCGGUUGCAGCAGCAGCAGCAUGAUGACUGCCAUUGAGAAGAAGGAGGUUGCCCAUAUGAACCAACUUGAUGCUGCCGCCAUGGGUACUUGUGUCCUCAACAAUGAUCUUGCCACCAUUGACCGCCUUGUUCGCCGUCUACACACGGCGGUGGAGGGAGACAAGCUUCUGAUUCGCCUUGGAUUGGAGAGGGGCUCUGUCACUGGAACUGCCACCGACAAGCAUCCGAUUCAGGAGGUGCUCAAACAGCUGAGCAAGAGCCACCCCAAUUUCCUCCACCUCCUCAACGAACUUGAGGAGCAUAUAUGCCUCUGCUUUAACACCGUGAACAGGGCCAGGUCGAUGCUUCUCCAACACAUGUCUAGUCUAGUCUACUCCUCCUCCUGAGUCCUAAGUUAACUAACCCCCAUUUGCUCAGAUCAUUUCAGUUUUCAUUUCUGUUUGUACAUCAAAAAUGACUUAAACUGCAUCUGCCUCAAGUGUCAGCCUCUGCCUUUAUUUUUUCUUUCUUCUUUUCUAUUGAUUCUUAAAGAGUAAAGAUUGUAACAAUCUCUCUACAGACUACACUCUGACUCUGGAGGCUUUGCUAUGUGCGUUCGGAGAUGUCAAUUGUUUACAGAGCAAUUUCAUAGACUCUGUUUUGUAAAUUCAUCGACUUUUUUUUGUUUG